UGGAACGCAGGCAGCUGAAGCCCUUGUCAGUCUGUGGUGGUCUGCAGGAAGUGAUGCAGGGAUAAUUCCCAUUAAUAUCCAGUUAAUACGGUACUAAACUCCGUCACGGGUAGGUUUCGCUUAUUAUCUUUACAACACACCUUAAAAGCUAAAGCAUCUGAGAGGAAACAGGCUACACUGCAAAAAAAAAAAAAAAAAAAGGCGAAAGCAAAAAAUAGAAGCGAUAGACAGGUGAUAUAGCUUUGCUUAACAAGAAGCCUCUCUCUACUGUUGCCUUGCUGUUGGACUUCGGUUCCGAUGUGCAGGACGUGAUGAGUGGAUAUUUCACAAUAAUACCACCAUCUGCUUAAAAGGUCUGUAUCAUUUGGCAAUUGGAUGGUCUUGUAUUUAGAAUACAGUGCCUAUGUGUUAAGAGUUCUGCUGGAAUCCUUCCUUCGAUCAUGAGUUACUCAGCACUGAUGGCAUGUUGAGGUAUACGGCAGGGCAGCAGCGGCUGUGGAUGAGAGGGAGUUUAGCCUGAAGGUGGGAAACCUGCUGCUGAGCUGUUGCUUCCAAAACCAUGGGCCAGUGUGUCACCAAGUGCAAAAACCCGUCUUCCUCGCUGGGGAGCAAGAAUGGUGACAAGGAGCCUGGUGGCAAGUCGCAAGGCAAGAAGAGCCACAAGGAGGAGCUGGGCCCAGGCAAAGUUUCUGGGGACCCCCUUGCCAACGGCACCAAGAAGUUGGAGGUGAUAGAGGCCAUGCAACUUACAGCCCCGUCAGGUGACACUCUGAAGGAGGAGCUGGUUUCCAACGGCGACGAGUUCUCUGUGGACCGGAUCGAGGAGCUGUUCAAGCGAUACAAGGACGAGCAGGAAGAUGAGAUCCUGGAGGAGGGAAUGGAGAGCUUCUGUGACGACCUCUGUGUGGACCCCGCGGAGUUCAGGGUGCUCGUGCUGGCCUGGAAGUUUCAGGCAGCUACCAUGUGCAAGUUUACAAGGAAGGAAUUCGUGGAGGGCUGCAAAGCGAUCAAGGCAGACAGCUUGGAAGGGAUCCACACACGUUUCCCCUACCUACUGGUGGAGGCCAAGAUGGAAGACAAGUUCAAGGACCUGUACCGCUUCACCUUCCAGUUCGGGCUGGACUCCGACGAGGGCCAGCGGUCGCUGCACCGGGAGAUCGCCAUCGCCCUGUGGAGACUGGUCUUCACACAGAACACCCCCUCCAUCCUGGAGCAGUGGUUGGACUUCCUGACGGAGAACCCCUCAGGGGUGAAAGGGAUCUCCCGAGAUACUUGGAACAUGUUCCUCAAUUUUAGUCAGGUGAUCGGAACGGACCUCAGUAACUACAGUGAGGACGAGGCCUGGCCAAGCCUCUUCGACACCUUUGUAGAGUGGGAAUUGGAGAGGAGGAAAAAGGUUGAGCAGGAGAAAAAUAAAUGUACUGAGUCCCCAAGCAGCACAGAGAGCCUGGCUCAGGACUGAGCGACUGUGUGAUGAGCCGUGUGUGUGUGUGUGUGUGUGUGUGACAGACAGAGAGAGAGAGAGAGAGAGAGAUCUCUUAUUGUUGUAAUUGAGUAAACUCUGGGCUUCUCUCUUCAGACUUUGAAGAUUUAAUAUUGUUGUGGUUGUUUAUUAUUAUUAUUAUUAUUAUUAUUAUUGUUUUAUUUUUGGUGAGGGGGUGGGGGGAAUCCUUUUCAACACCCUUGUUUGCCUUGUCUUUUGAAAGGGCUCCAAAUACUGUAUCAUACUUUUAAAGCACUUUUAUUUUGUAUCUGAUAAUUUAAUUUUUUUUUUUUUUUUGCCUCUGAAUAGUGCAGUAGAGUAAAGCAGGACCUAUUGUUGCACAAUUUGUAAUUAUUUUGUGUGUCCCUUUUUAUGUAAAUUUUAGUAUUAUGAACUGCAAUAGUGCUGGGGUUGAAAUGCAUUUUUAACAAGGCAUCAUGUACUGAGUAUAGUGCAGUUUGCCACCACAGUGAUUUUAUUUUAAUUUUAUUUUUUUUAAUACAAAAAACACAGUGGUUUAUAUUAAUAUAAACAGUGUUACUCAUUUACAGCUGUUACUUUUUAAUUUAUUAAAAUUGAACCAUCAAGUGCUAUCGCCAUGUUUUAAUGUUCUCUGGUCUACAAAAAGGAAAGUCUCUCUUUUUUUUUUUUUUUUUUUGGUUGUCAAGUGUAGACAUUGUGAACCACAAGAAGGACUGUGAAGCAACACAAACCCACAGGGGAUAACUGUCGCACAAACCCAUGUGGAAUUUAGGGGGUUUUUUUACAGGUGAAGCAAGACCGCUAGAAAAUCACACCCAUGUUUGAAAUAGACCCCUAUUGCUUCAGUGACAGAACGGUAAAUAAAGGUGGGAUUGAUCUAGGCUGCGGUCAGUGGUAGUAAAUGUACUUCUAUUAUAGAUACAUGAUGUCUGCAGUGUUUCAAAAUGAUAUACACUGUCUGGCAGAAAUAUAACUACAUCAGCAAGAGGCCAUUAUCGCUUGUAGGAAGUUGGUCCACACCCUGCUGCUUUUGACACUCCUUAGAAGGUAUCCUCAGGUAUUCCAUUUUAAUUAAUCUUCAAAUACCUUAAAACAAAAGGUUUGUAGCGUUGUAGGACUGUGUUGGUUAAAUUCAAGAAAUUAGUUACCUGAUUGAUAAGAUCUUUGGGUAAAUGGUGUUUUUUUUUUGUUUUUUUUUUCAGAAAUACUAUAGAUAUUUUGUGGAACAGUAUAUUUUUUCAAGUUGAAGACUAAACUGAAUGUUUCUAAUCUCAGAAAAUGGAUUGGAAAGGUUGAGUGUAAACCUUGUUAGAAGACUGUCAGCAAAGGCUGAUUGGAAUAGGUAGAAGUUGCAACCCUGGCAUAUCUGUGCUUCCUAACUUUAACUCUCUGGCUGAUUUAAAAACUGUUAUGCUACCUAAGAUAUGGAACAAAUUGAAACCAUUCCCUGCUGGGCACUAUUGCUGUGACAAACCAUAAAAAAUGUAAUUGCCUAUAGAGUACAGUAGAAUAUUUUUCCUGUAUAUAAAACUGCUCAAAACAAGUCAUUAUUCUGCUUAAUAAAAUGCAAUACAAUUGUAAUCUUUGUAAAAUUAAA
Polyodon spathula (Mississippi paddlefish) is the source of this 3062-nucleotide messenger RNA. RefSeq names its product DCN1-like protein 3. The record is from RefSeq and is a predicted model, not a curated record. The transcript is spliced from 4 exons. Gene Ontology annotation, cellular component: ubiquitin ligase complex. Gene Ontology annotation, molecular function: cullin family protein binding; ubiquitin-like protein binding; ubiquitin conjugating enzyme binding. Lineage: Eukaryota; Metazoa; Chordata; Actinopteri; Acipenseriformes; Polyodontidae. Gene Ontology annotation, biological process: positive regulation of ubiquitin-protein transferase activity; protein neddylation. The coding region runs from base 560 to 1462 and encodes 300 amino acids.